AAGCAUUUUCCUUGGGUUAGCGGUUGACAGCACUGUUGUAAAAACUGAGGGGAGGGGUUCUGCAGGAACACGAUCAGAGACAGACCAGCACUGCACCACCGCCUUCUUUUUUGCAGGGUCUUCAACAUUCAACAAGAGAAGCUUUUAGCUCCAGGGGUCAAACUAUCGGGGCUUUUUUUUUUCCUCCCGAGACUCGUCGCGCCUUCUGUGGAAAAGCACUUAACAGCAGGGGGGAAAUUACAACGGGAGUGUUGGUCAAAAAAGCAGCAAGCUACCAAACUAGUUGUUUUGUACCCAAUGACACAGACUGCGGAGAAAGCAAGAACGCUGUUUCGUCGAGACUAAACGGGUUUACUCUUCUAAAGGCAACAGAGUAAUUAAGAACAACUGGGGACAAUGACCGAAAAGGAAUCCGUGAGCGACAUCGGUACUGCAGAUUCGGUUUCUGCGUACUCGUCUCCUGCGAAAAGUGUGGGGGAUCCUGGAAUCACCCCCCUGUCUCCCUCGCAUUCUUUGAAAGACUCAGACCAAAAUGUCCCUGCCCAGCAGACUUACGUUGUUGUCGUGGCUAUUGAUUUUGGCACCACAUCCAGUGGUUAUGCCUACAGCUUCACUAAAGAGCCAGAGUGCAUUCACAUUAUGAGGCGAUGGGAGGGUGGAGACCCUGGAGUGUCCAAUCAGAAGACCCCCACCACCAUCCUGCUGACUCCGGACGGGAAGUUCCACAGCUUUGGAUACGCUGCCCGGGACUUCUACCAUGAUCUGGACCCCAGCGACUCCAAACACUGGCUGUAUCUGGAGAAAUUCAAAAUGAAGCUGCACACCACCAGCACUCUAUCGACAGAGACAGAACUGCUGGCGGCCAAUGGGAAAAGAGUCAAAGCCCUCGACAUCUUUUCAUAUGCACUGCAGUUCUUUAAGGAGCAGGCACUGAAGGAGCUGAGUGACCAGGUAGGCUCAGAGUUUCACAGCUCUGAUGUGAGAUGGGUGAUCACUGUACCAGCCAUUUGGAAGCAGCCAGCAAAGCAGUUCAUGAGGCAAGCUGCGUAUAAGUCUGGACUGGUAACCCCUGACAACCCAGAGCAGCUAAUCAUCGCCCUGGAGCCAGAGGCCGCCUCCAUCUACUGUAGGAAGCUCCGCCUCCACCAGAUGAUUGACCUGAGCUCCAAGACAGCAUUCAACGGCUACAGCCCGACUGAGACCAUAGGAACUGGGAUGACACAGGCCAAGGAAGUCGUCCGACGUAACCGGCAGAGCCGCACCUUUUUGGUGGAAAAUGUCAUAGGAGAGCUCUGGUCAGAGCUGGCUGAAGGCGAUCGCUAUGUAGUGGUUGACUGUGGCGGGGGCACAGUGGAUCUCACUGUCCAUCAGAUUAGACUGCCUGAAGGACAUCUAAAGGAGCUAUACAAGGCCUCAGGCGGUCCUUAUGGUUCUAUAGGUGUAGACUAUGAGUUUGAAAAGCUGCUGUGCAAGAUCUUCGGGGUGGAUUUUAUUGACCAGUUUAAGAUCAAGCGGCCUGCAGCCUGGGUGGAUCUGAUGAUCGCAUUCGAGUCAAGGAAGAGAGCGGCGGCUCCCGAGAGAACCAAUCCUCUCAACAUCAACCUGCCCUUCUCCUUCAUCGACUACUACAAGAAGUUCAGAGGGCACAGCGUGGAGCACGCCCUCCGCAAGAGCAAUGUAGAUUUUGUAAAAUGGUCUUCCCAAGGAAUGCUUCGGAUGAAUCCGGAUGCAAUGAAUGCUCUCUUUAAACCCACAAUAGACCACAUUAUCCAGCACCUCAGUGAUCUGUUUGAGAAGCCCGAAGUGAGCGACAUCAAGUUCCUCUUUCUGGUCGGAGGUUUUUCCGAAUCUCCUUUACUCCAGCAAGCCAUUCAGACCAUGCUGGGGGGCCGCUGUCGCAUCAUCAUUCCCUAUGACGUGGGGCUGACCAUCCUGAAGGGAGCCGUGUUGUUUGGCCUAGACCCCUCAGUGAUCAAGGUGCGCCGCUCCCCUCUCACCUACGGCGUGGGGGUCCUCAACAGGUACGUGGAGGGGAAGCACCCGCCGGAGAAAAUGCUUCUGAAAGACGGCACUCGUUGGUGCACCGAUGUCUUCGACAAGUUCAUCUCAGCCGACCAGUCAGUGGCCCUCGGGGAGAUGGUCAAGCGCAGCUACACCCCGGCCAGACCGUCCCAGCUGGUCAUUGUGAUCAACAUCUACUGCUCGGAGAUAGACGACGUCACUUUCAUCACAGACCCUGGGGUUAAGAAGUGCGGCACUCUGCGUCUGGACCUUACAGGGACAGAGCCCUCCUCUGUUCCAGCCCGCAGGGAGAUCCAGACCCGCCUGCAGUUCGGGGACACUGAGAUCAAGGCUAUGGCACUUGAUAUCGCCACCUCGAGAUGUGUCAAGGCCGGCAUUGAUUUCCUAAAUUAUUAAUCCUGUAUUCAUGUAACCGCACACAAGUAACACAAUGAAACACCUGGAGAAUACCAAGGAGUCUUAGUGUAGUAGUUAAACAAAUAAGUGUGCCUCAAAGCUAUGUGAUUUGUCAGCAAUUCAGAAUAGUAAUAUCUACUAUUGCAGCCCAAUUGGUUAAGGACUGAUUUAAAGAUGCAGCUAACUGCAGUCUUGUUUUACAUUUAAAUAGAAUGCCUUUAUUGGUGUUCUGCUGUCUGUGAAAGAGACUUGACUGCCCUGCUUGUUUACAUUCCCCAAAGAUAUUUAGUUUUAGGGGUCCAAGCUUCCUACCCCCCAGAUGUGGGAUGUUAUAAUGUGCUAAUAUUCCACAUUUCGAAAUUGUGUGUUUGUUAUAAUAACGAACGGGCUAUAGCUAUAGAACUGUUCUAUAUAAAGCAUUCUGGUUUUAGGAAAAAAAUUAACUGGUAGUCUCAAUUUAUCAAAGUUUGAAAUUACUGCCACAUUUUUGCUGAUAAAUCACUUUUUUCAUCACAUGCCUACUUACGACACCAACACACUGCUAAAAAUCAUACAUUGCAAAUGAAUAUAACACCUUGAAAAAUGAGCUUUUUAAGCCAAUGGUCUUUCAGGCUUUUCAGGCUCCAUUACUGUCGUUUCACCCUCUGUAAAAAGCUUGGUUGUCAAUGAUAUGCACAUUGCUAUGAAACUAAUCUUUGAAAUCCUAGAAUGUGAACUGUUAAAAGUAACUAGGAAAACCAAAAGCUAACUAGAGAAUGCUGCUAGCUGAACCUGCCUCAAUAAUUUCAAUAGCCAUAGCAAUAUGCUUGUUGCCUUUUUUCUUUUUCUUUUUAUGCUUGUGGAAAAUGGCCACUAUUUAAAUAGCUAAUUAUUACAUUUUAUGUUGUAUUCCAGAGUUCAAUAUACCGAAGAACACUGGCGUUGAUAUAUAAUAAAAUACUUAUUUUUAUUUGAAUGUAUAUACAAUAUUUAAAAUAUUGUACAGAUUUUUAUUUUAUUUUAGCAGCUUGUAGAUUUGAGAAUAUGCUGGCUAAUGUGGAUAGCUUUCUGUUCUCACCAGCCUGUGUGUCAAAAACUGAAAAAAGUGUUAUGUGCGAUUUAAAAGUCAGUAGAAUCCGACUGCAAGACAUUUUAAUAAAUUGCUGUUAAAACUGAAAGGCCUUAUUGUAUAGGAGUGUGGUAUAUCAGCAUUGUAUUGAAGCCAUGAUUGAUUUGUAUUGGGUCUGUGUCUGUGUCCUGUGAGCUGCCCAGCUUAACUAAAAACCUAAAACAUGUAUUAGCAUCUAAAUGCAAUUAUGUAUGUAAUCAGAAACAACGCACCAAGUAUGUUACUGUUUGGAAGGAACACUAUUUACAGACAAUCUGAGAACAACACGUGAUAUAUAUUCUUACCUGUUAACACUUGGGCCAUAUUUUCAAAGCGUUUACUCCAGUCUUGAACUCUUCUCUUUUGAAAGAGGUAAAACACCUGUUACUUUUACAAAACUAGAACCAUUUCAAGUUAUUUUAAGCACUCUCAGUGGGGUUUUGUUUUUCGCUUUGUAAUGCCAACAUGAUUUAUUGUUUGUCCUUUAAAAAAAUAGGAGGUAGUUAAAGAAUAGAGGAAACGCUUUGAAAAUAUGGCUUUUCCCCUUUUGUCGUUUGUCCCAUCAUCCCCUUCUCCACCUCACAGACGGUUUCGUCAGGGUUGCUUUUUGUGAGUUCCCUGUCUGUCCUGUUUUGGCUGUUCAUUGCUUUGUUUAUGCUGUUAAAUUUCACUCACUAGGAAAUAAACCUCUUGACAAAUCA
Messenger RNA from Acipenser ruthenus (sterlet), 4206 nucleotides. RefSeq names its product heat shock 70 kDa protein 12A-like. NCBI's taxonomy places the organism in Eukaryota, Metazoa, Chordata, Actinopteri, Acipenseriformes, Acipenseridae. The record is from RefSeq and is a predicted model, not a curated record. The transcript is spliced from 12 exons. The coding region runs from base 397 to 2418 and encodes 673 amino acids.